Molecule: messenger RNA, 1673 nt
Organism: Macadamia integrifolia
Lineage: Eukaryota; Viridiplantae; Streptophyta; Magnoliopsida; Proteales; Proteaceae
Product: protein SCAI-like
Exons: 4
Coding region: 504-1466 (320 amino acids)
Biological process (GO): DNA-templated transcription
Cellular component (GO): nucleus
Molecular function (GO): transcription corepressor activity
Source: RefSeq, a predicted model, not a curated record
AAGGGAGGGAAGCGAAUAAGCGAUGGCAUUUGCCGGACUUAAGAAGUCAUAAUGUUUCCGUUCAAGUAUACAUUUCAAAUCCGCUUCAGCGCUUUGCAUCGUCGAGCGUCCCACCAAGCCUUUCGCCUACAGAGUACAGAGAGACUGAGAGAGGGUGUGGAGUUGUGCACCGUGUUGAGCUUUAGCGUUCUACAUCCUUAGAGCUUGUGUUAGUCCGAUCAUCACUUAUAUAGGGAUCAUACUUCGUUAUCGAUUUAAAGAAGCUUAAAUCCAUUCUCUGCAAGUCAGUGCAUUCGAUUACGAUUGAUCAAAUGGAUUAGAUGAUCAAGAAAAUUUCGCCACAAUGAUCGAAAUUUUGAUCAAAUAAAUCUUGAAAUAGGGACAUUGAAGUUUAAUUCGAUUUUAUUACUUGUUCUGCGAAUGAUCUUCUCUGGAAUCGAUUAAAAGAAAUCGCUCUGGAAAUCCGCCAAGAUUAGCUGCGAUUGUUUCCAGAAUCCUCUUUAAUGGCGCAGAACAACAUUCCGGUCAGCGAAAUUUACUGGUCUCUGUCCGAUAAAGCAGAUAAGAAGUUCAAUCGUAUUAGGGAUUCGCCCUACCAUGCUAGAAACAGGAAUGAUGACUAUUUUAACAAGGUCUUCAAGGUAUACACGCAGCUAUGGAAAUUCCAACAAGAGAAUCGCCAGAAGCUAGUCGAGGCGGGGGUUAAGAGAUGGGAGAUUGGAGAGAUUGCUUCUCGCAUUGCUCAACUUUACUAUGGACAGUAUCUCCGGACUAGCGAGGCCAGCUAUCUGUCGGAAUCGUAUGUCUUCUAUGAAGCUAUAUUAAAUCGGGAAUAUUUCAAGGAAAGUUCGAUGCAGGAUAUUAAUAUCGCAAACAAGCAAUUGAGGUGCAUUGUCAGGUUCUUGAUCGUUUGCUUGAUUUUGAAUCGGAGAGAAAUGGUUCAUCAAAUGUUUAAUCAGCUAAAGAUGUCUGUAGAUGAGUACAAGAGGUCUUUCCAGGAAAAUGACUUCAAAGAGUGGAGACAGGUGGUUCAAGAGAUAGUUCGAUUUCUUAAAGCUGACACAGCCUUUAUGAAUAUGAGGCCUUUGAGAUAUAGUUUAAUACUUGAUUCUCAUCUAGAUUCUCAACCACAUGUGAGUUCAUUUGAGGCAAGAAGAGGGUUAAAGUUACGGGAGGCAAUUUUAAGUAGCUAUCACCAUAAUGAGGUCAAGUUUAUGGAGCUCACCUUGGACACCUUCAGAAUGCUUCAGUGCCUGGAGUGGGAACCUAGUGGUUCUUUUUACCGGGCAAGUGGACCUCCUAACAGUGGGAUUGGUAGUAACAUGGGUCAGAAUGGGGCCUUUGGGCCUAAUUGCAUCAGCUAUUCGCAGGACAUUACAGAUCCUACUUUGCCAGCAAACCCACGAAAGGCCAUUUUAUAUCACCCGGCUGUUACACAUUUUAUAGCUGUGAGUAUGACAAGAUAAAAUGAAACUGGCAAUCAAUUGUUUGACUAUUAGAAACUACAACAUAUGCUCCAUGUGAAUGAUCAUAUGGAGUGGCAUUUUUAGUACCAAAGUGUUUUAAUUAACUAAUAAUCAAUAAUUUUCUAAAAGGCCAAUAUAGAAAGUAGAAACAACGUCCACCUCUUAAACUGUUAAUGCAAAAAAUAUAAUAAAAUAAAUAAAAAAGGA